AUGGCUUUUCUUGCUGUAACAUCUCUUAUGAGAACGUUAGAGCUCCAGUUCCUACACCCCCAACCACGCGUUAUUCUUACAAACAAAGAGCAGAUUAAGUCUCUUGUUGAAAAAUUUGGGCAUUUGCUAGCUUUUCUUGAGGAAUACGAGAAGAAAGGCAACAACCGCUCUGAGAUGAAAGAGCUGACAGAAAAAAUUAGAAAAGUGAGUGUGAAGGCUGAAGAUGACAUUGAAGCAGAGCUAUUGAAUGUUCAUCAUUAUCAGGAUCUGGAUAAGGCUUUGCAGCGUGUUGUUGAGGACAUUGAAGAGCUGAUGCAGACUACAAGGAACACUAAACACCACCUUGUCAACAAUCUCACACUUGGAGCUCCCUCUCAACCAACCUCAAAUGUGGAGGAUAAUAAUGCAAUGGUAGGACACUCAGAAGAACUGAUUAAGGUGAAGUCUCAGCUCAUUGAUAAGUCACUUAAACAACGCCAAGUAAUGGCCAUAGUUGGCAUGGGUGGCAUCGGCAAGACAACUUUUGCUAAAAGAAUUUUUAAUGACUAUCCGCCGGGCAAUUCUCAUUUCGAUAUUUGUGCUUGGACAACCUUGUCCCAAGAGCAUAACAAACUACAAGCUCUUACUGACCUCAUUCGUUGCAUCUUGGUAACGAGCAAGAAGAAAAUAGGAGGUGAUGAUCCAGUAGACCUACUGCGCAAAUGUUUAUUGGGCCAGAGGUACCUUAUUGUUGUCGACGACAUAUGGACUACCGAAGCUUGGGACGAUAUCCAGGGAUGCUUUCCAGAUGACAAUAAUGGUAGCCGAAUAUUGUUGACUACUCGGGUUAGAGAGAUAGUCCAGUAUGCAAAUUCUGGUGAGUAUUCUUAUGACAUGCGUUUCUUAAAUUCAUGUGAAGGUUGGGAUUUAUUUUACCAGAAGUUUUUGGCUAAAGAAUUUCUGAAGAAUGAAUUUGAAACGAUAGGGAGGAACAUUGUUCAGAAAUGUGUGGGUUUACCACUUACAAUUGUGGUGUUAGCAGGGCUUCUCUCUACUAUCAAGUCAGUAGAUGAAUGGGAAAAUGUUGAAAGUAAAAUAAAUUCAUUGCUGACUUUAAAUCUCUCUGAACAAUUUUCAAGAAUACUCAAUUUGAGUUACAACAGUUUGCCUAGCGAUUUGAAGGGUUGUUUUUUGUAUUUGGGAGUUUUUCAUGAAGAUUGUGAGAUUCCAAUUAAAAAGCUUAUUAGGUUAUGGAUUGCAGAGGGAUUUGUAGGAACCGUGAGUCAUAGCAAGAGGCUAGAAGAAAUAGGUAGAGAUUAUUUGCAAGAUCUUAUUGAUAGAUGUCUAAUUAUGGUUCAUAGGAGAAGCUCUGAUGGAAAUAUCAAGACUUGUAAGAUGCAUGAUCUGUUACAUGAGUUGUGCAGAAAAAAAGGUAAAUUUGAGAACCUUUUGUAUCUUGAAAAUACGGGUAGUAGCCAUCAUCGCGAAAUUGAAUUGGAUGAUAGCCGUUGGUUAAGUCUUGAUGUAGCAAUUCCAGCUUUUCAUUUGGUCAUUGCCUCCGGGGAAUGUCGUUCCAUUUUAUGUUUUAAUAUGGCUGUAAGCUGUGAUCGUGAAUGGUAUUUGAAGGCCGACUCUUUUAAGAAGUUAAGAGUGUUAGACUUGAGCAAGAUUAAGUUCAACAAAGGUAUGCCUGCAGAUAUUACAGAUCUUAUUUUCCUAAGGUACCUAGCAAUAGCCUCAUGUAAGGUUCUAAACUGUAUACCUUUGUGGAAGAAUUGGAAUCUACAGACCCUACUUGUCACAGAAGAUGACAACGGUGCCCUUAGGCUGCCUCCUGGAAUUUGGGACUUGCCACAGCUAAGACAUCUUGAAAUCUACCAUCAGAUUUCUAUUGAUCGUCCAAAAGUGAUUCAAGAAGAUUUGCAAACACUUUAUUGGUUGUCUACCUCAGAGUGUACAAGGGAAGUGUUUCUGAGAAUCCCGAAUGUUAAAGAGUUGGGAAUAAUUGCAGGAGACGAAGCCGCCUCGCCACAGGACGGCUUAAAUAAUCUGUGUUGUUUAAGUCAUCUUGAGAAGCUAAAAGUUCAGGGCUCUUACCAUCCUUUACACAUGCGUCCACAGGCCACUAUUUACCCACAAACUCUUAAGAAGUUGACAUUUGUGAGAACUCUUAUACCAUGGGAGCACAUGAAUUGCAUUAGUAAGCUACCCAAUCUGGAGGUACUUAAACUCAGAAACUUUGCCUGCGUGGGACAAGAAUGGGAACUAAAUGAAGAAGGUGGCUUCCCACAGUUAAAAGUUUUGCUCAUUUCUAUUACAAAUUUGAAGGAAUGGAAAGCAGAUGUUGACACUCCUUUCCCAAAACUCGAACGCUUACUCUUAAGAAAUUGCUUUGAGUUGAAAGAGAUGCCAGAGUGGAUUGAAGGUGCCAUCACACUCCGGUUAAUUAAGUUGGAGUAUUGCUACGCUUCCCUUGUGGGUUCUGCUCAGAUGAUUAAAGAAGAGCAACUUGACUACGGAAAUGAUAUGUUAGAUAUAAUUGACUCUAAUACUCGACUAGAAGAAGAAGAAGAAGAAGAUUCUAAUGAACAAACCUAUGAAGGUGAAUGUGUUCGCCAUGGUUUAACUAGCCUUUGGUUUGAAGCAAGGAGGCUAAGGAUCGGAUGGGGUGAUGAUACUAGGUAUUGGAUUUGGACAAGGGACUCUGAAUUUGGAUGUGAGGUUGCGAAACUUGAAAAAGUUAGCUGGUUCGAAAUCAGAUUAAACUUUAACGUUGGGUGCUUAUCUAAGAUGACAUGUUAUUCUGCCUACCUUGUUUUCAAGCUUGAAAGCGGGCGCUAUCGAGAUGUCAACACAGCAUUGGCAGGUGUGAGAUAUGAGAAGGACAAGGCCAUAUACGGUGGUUAUCGACUAGCAGGUGUGAGAUAUGAAAAGUCCAUAUACGGUUGGAUGCUUGGAGAGAAUCGACACUCUCAGGUCUUUCUAGCAAAGACAAAAUCUUAUGGGGACUGUGGUCGGUUUCCUGACAACCGCUCUGAUGGGUGGAUGGAGAUUAAGCUCGGAAACUUUUACGUUAGUAGUGGGAAUGAAGGUGAAGUUGAAUUGCAACUGUGGCAUGUAUCAGACCAGUUCUGGAAGUCUGGUUUUAUAGUGAGGGGCAUUGAAGUUCGACCAUUAAAUGAAGGACAAGAAAGCUAGCUGUUGAGUCUCACUAUAUCACCCAAUGUCUUUAAUUUACUGGCCGGUGUUGUGUUUGUCUUAUUAUUUUCUGCAUUCCUAUUUCAGUUUCUCGGGCAAUUAUUGUAUUUAUAAUAAGUACUAAUCUGUGUGUUGUGAUACUUAUUUAUGUUCAUGCUUUUGAGUAUACUUU
Molecule: messenger RNA, 3349 nt
Organism: Ipomoea triloba (trilobed morning glory)
Lineage: Eukaryota; Viridiplantae; Streptophyta; Magnoliopsida; Solanales; Convolvulaceae
Product: putative late blight resistance protein homolog R1A-3
Exons: 4
Coding region: 1-3177 (1058 amino acids)
Biological process (GO): defense response to other organism
Molecular function (GO): ADP binding
Source: RefSeq, a predicted model, not a curated record